Lycium ferocissimum is the source of this 1302-nucleotide messenger RNA. RefSeq names its product endochitinase A-like. The transcript has 3 exons. Gene Ontology annotation, biological process: carbohydrate metabolic process; chitin catabolic process; cell wall macromolecule catabolic process. Gene Ontology annotation, molecular function: chitinase activity; chitin binding. Bases 1 to 1134 code for a protein of 377 amino acids. The record is from RefSeq and is a predicted model, not a curated record. Lineage: Eukaryota; Viridiplantae; Streptophyta; Magnoliopsida; Solanales; Solanaceae.
AUGAAUAUGAUGAAAAUGAGGCUGAGCCAAUUAUGUGUAUUUGCAACACUUUCAGUUCUUGCUAUGUUACUGAUCCCAAGUGUCUUGGCCGAACAAUGCGGUGAGCAAGCCAGUGAUGCACAGUGCCCCUCUGGGUACUGUUGCAGCAACCAUGGUUGGUGUGGGACCACCGGUGAUUAUUGUGAUCCCGACAAGUGUCAAAGCCAGUGUCCUUCACCGUCUCCUCCGCCUCCUCCUCCUCCGCCUCCGCCUCCGCCUCCUCCAUUCACACCUCCUCCUCCUUCUCCUCCUUCUCCUCCUUCGCCUCCACCUCCUCCUCCUUCGCCUCCACCUCCUCCAUUCUCACCUCCGCCACCCAUUCCAUCCUCAGAUAUUACCGAAAUUAUUAGUGGUGAAUUAUUUGACGAGAUGCUUUUGCACCGGAAUAACCCUGCUUGUCCUGCCAGGGGCUUCUACACUUACGAUGCCUUUGUACAAGCAGCAAGGGAUUUCCCUGGUUUUGCCACCACCGGUGACAUUGCUGACCGUAAACGGGAGGUUGCUGCGUUCUUCGCGCAAACAUCCCAUGAAACUACUGGUGGUUGGGCAACUGCACCUGAUGGACCUUAUGCAUGGGGUUACUGCUUCAAGAGGGAAGUAGGCAACCCUGAUGACAUGCCUUCUUACUGUGUUCCAAAUGCUGAGUGGCCGUGCUUUCCUGGCAGGAAAUAUUAUGGACGAGGGCCCAUCCAAAUUUCAUACAAUUACAACUACGGUCCUUGUGGAGUAGCCAUAGGGGUAGACCUCCUCCGUAAUCCUGAUUUGGUGGCUGCUGACACUGUCAUCUCAUUCAAAUCUGCACUUUGGUUUUGGAUGACUCCUCAACCACCUAAGCCUUCGAGCCACGAUGUUAUCCUCGGGAAUUGGGAACCAUCUCCAAUAGACAUAGAAGCCAAUAGGCUCCCGGGUUAUGGGGUCAUCACAAACAUAAUCAACGGAGGAUUAGAAUGUGGUCAUGGCCCUGACCCCAGGGUACAGAGUCGAAUUGGCUUUUACUUGAGGUACUGCCAAAUUCUAGGUGUUGGCCCUGGAGAGAACCUGGACUGCGGCGACCAGAGGUCUUUUGCCUACGGCCUCUUGUUCAACUCUAUGUAGAAUGAGCUAACUACUUCUGUACUUGCAAUUUUAUAAUUACUCCUUUUAAUCCAUGAGGCAGAUGCUUGUAACCGGAGUAAGGGGAUGUGUGAUGUGACGCUAUAUAAAAUAGAGUUAAUACCUUAAAAGGUCAUUCAACUUUAGCAAAUUCAUUAUCAAAGUUACUUA